AUGGGUCCGGCUUGGAAAAUCUCUCCACCCUCUAAAAUAAAACUAAUCCUAGCUUUUUUCAUUGGUGGUUUCGUUCAUUUCCUCCUCUUUGAAUAUCCGGCAAUAUAUGAAAGUUUUGAUAUUAACUCUUAUUUCCAACAAUAUGAAGAUCCCCUCGAAGCUGUUUUAAGAAAUUCAGCAACUCAUUCUUCAUCGAUUUUAGUUAGCACUAUCGAUAUAGAAGCUUCAACUUUAGUUUAUACCGAAACAACAACAGAUCCCUGGUAUAAUCAAACUUGGGAUUUCACGAGACAGGAUGACACUUUACACAGUUGCCCCGCUACCCCACCUAAUUUAGUCGGACCAAUAAGAAUUUGGCAAGAUGCACCUUCUAUGGAAUCAUUGCGGUUACUGUACCCUUAUCUACAAUCUGGCGGACAUGGUCAACCGAAAAACUGCACUUCCAACCACAGGGUGGCAGUAGUAGUACCGUUUCGUGAUAGAGAAGAUCAUUUAAGAAUAUUGUUACAUAAUUUACAUUCUUUACUAACCAAACAGCAGCUUGAUUACACUAUACUUGUUGUUGAACAAAUAGCAAAUCAGACUUUUAAUCGCGCUAAGCUUAUGAAUGUUGGCUUUGUAGAGGGAAUGAAGAUGUAUCCCUGGGAAUGUUUUAUAUUUCAUGACGUUGACUUACUGCCUGAGGACGAUCGAAAUCUUUACACUUGCCCGGUACAACCUCGUCAUAUGAGUGUUGCUAUCGACAAGUUUAAAUACAAACUGCCUUAUGGAUCGAUUUUCGGAGGAAUUAGUGCUCUGACCGUUGGCCAGCUUAUUCAGAUUAAUGGUUUCUCGAAUGAUUAUUGGGGAUGGGGAGGAGAAGACGACGAUCUAUCAUCAAGAGUAAGGUUGUCUGGAUUGAAAAUAACUAGAUACCCAGCAUCGAUCGCUAGAUACAAAAUGAUUAAACAUUUGAAGGAGGAACACAGCAAUCCUGUUAAUAGAUGCCGGUAUAAACUAAUGUCAAAGACAGCCUCUAGAUGGGAACGUGACGGACUCAAUAGCUUGAAUUACAAGAUCGUCAAUAAAACCUUCUACCCUCUGUAUACUCACGUUUUAGUGGAUUUAUUGGAGGAUGAUUCUCGUAGUAUUUUAAGACGAGAAGUCCGUUGCUAA
Messenger RNA from Auanema sp. JU1783, 1155 nucleotides. Lineage: Eukaryota; Metazoa; Nematoda; Chromadorea; Rhabditida; Rhabditidae. The record is from the annotation of a GenBank genome assembly.